Messenger RNA from Necator americanus (New World hookworm), 357 nucleotides. RefSeq lists its product as uncharacterized. NCBI's taxonomy places the organism in Eukaryota, Metazoa, Nematoda, Chromadorea, Rhabditida, Ancylostomatidae. The transcript has 2 exons. Bases 1 to 357 code for a protein of 118 amino acids. The record is from RefSeq and is a predicted model, not a curated record.
AUGCUGGAUAAUGCCAAGCAACCGAAGCAAACUGAUGUCAGUCAGCGUUUCGGUUCCAUGGAUCGCAUUCAGAUGUGUCACGUCAUGAAGGCCAUAAAGAUUUGCCGAGAAUACCACCUGCCCCUUGUUUUGACCUUCGUCGACUAUGAGAAAGCCUUCGACAGCAUAGAAACGAAUUCAAUACAGUCAGCGCUGGUCGAUCAAGAGGAGGACUUAGGAGAAGAGUUGAAAAGAAGGAUCAGAGCAGUGUUGGUAGCACUCGCUCCCGUCAUGGAAGCUAUGCACCAAGAGUUCCGUGCUCCUCUUUUCGACUCGACAGUUCUUCCAGCUCUCUUGCGCGGCGAAGGCGAAGAAUGA